GACGGAUAUAAAGGAUCGAUGUGUCAGGGUUUCCCCUCACAUAUUCUGCCCCCCUGGAACUGCGACUGAGACCCCGAUCACAGUCUGUCUUCUAGAGCUUGGAACGGUAACCUAAAAGUUCUACACUUCAUCUGUGAUUUCAAGUUGAGAAAGGAAAACCACGAAAAUGACUGAACUACUUGAAGUGAUCAUCAAACGCAACAAGACGUUCAAGGAGCUGUUCGACAAUAAUGACAUGGAUAAACUGGCUGAUUCACUCUAUGCCCCGGAUUGCAAGAUGAUGGUGCCUGGAGAGAAGACUACAGAAGGGAACCAAGAUGCGAAGAAACUUCUGAGCACAUUGAAGGCAGAGGGCGCUCUUGCUGUAUCCUUAGGCGCCAUCGAGGUUGGUCCAAUGGGAGGAAAGGAACUGUUAUACGAGCGGGGAGACUACUCAUUUAACAACGCAGACAACGUGACCCUGAAAAUUGGCAAAUACCUGGUGAUCUGGAAGCUGAUUGAUGGCGAAUACAAACGUUACACCGAAAUCCUUAAUGGUGGAAACAACAACGUAUAGUAAAGAGGCUUACUAAUGAACGAAUGAUCAGCCAGUUUACCGCACCAUAUAAAGCAUAAAGGUUGCGUGACUCUUGUCACACGAGGCAUGCAGGCAACCAGUUCGAGAUAAUCUCCAUGAAAGAAUGGCAGUCACAUUUUACUGUUCACGUUUUUCUUAAGGAUCGUAAAAGACACACUGUUUUAUUGAAAAUUACUAAUGGGCUACCAAAGUGGUCUCGCAGCACGCACUGCAGUUAGUUGUCUUAAAGUUGCUUGCAAAAGUUACCUCGUGUGACAAGGCCCAUUAUAACCACAGUCACGGCUACGGCUGUAGCUAAGGGUGUUGCUAAUGACGUCAUGUUUCAACGCAUGAUGAAGCGGCAAUCCAGCUAGCUGCAGCCGUAGCCGUAGAUGCUACACAUAGCGCACUAUAUCAAAGUCCGUUCCCGCUAAUUAUUUUUAUCAGUAUUUUGGCCGCGUGAGGGCGUACAUGAACCAAUGUGCGAGUGAGUAAAACGAUCUUGGGUUUUUUCCAUCGAUACUUUUUUAUUAAUAAUGUGAUCUGUAAAUGUAUCUAGUACAAAUAGGGCCUCUUACCGUACAAUGAGCCAUUGAUACCUGUUGUAAGCCAACCAUUGAACUUUUACCUCCAUGGUCAGACCAAAAAUGCUGCCCGAUAACCUGUUGAUAUCACUCGUCCAUUUUGCCUCUUUCCUCAUUCAAAAGUAGACAACGGCGCAAACAGAGUACCCACUUAAAUACACUGGGCACUAUUGGUAAUUGCCAAAGACUAGCCUUCACAGUUGGUAUAUCUCAACAUAUGCAUAAAGUAACAA
Molecule: messenger RNA, 1373 nt
Organism: Asterias rubens (European starfish)
Lineage: Eukaryota; Metazoa; Echinodermata; Asteroidea; Forcipulatida; Asteriidae
Exons: 4
Coding region: 167-556 (129 amino acids)
Source: RefSeq, a predicted model, not a curated record